Messenger RNA from Protopterus annectens (West African lungfish), 12496 nucleotides. It is a transcript of the gene MPRIP, whose product is annotated as myosin phosphatase Rho interacting protein. The record is from RefSeq and is a predicted model, not a curated record. Gene Ontology annotation, biological process: actin filament organization. Gene Ontology annotation, cellular component: actin cytoskeleton. The coding region runs from base 915 to 8303 and encodes 2462 amino acids. Gene Ontology annotation, molecular function: actin filament binding. NCBI's taxonomy places the organism in Eukaryota, Metazoa, Chordata, Ceratodontiformes, Protopteridae. The transcript is spliced from 27 exons.
GGAGUGAAGUAGUGGGAGAGAGCUGCAGUCAUUUGACACAGCAGGCUGUGGUAUAACAUUUGCUAGUAAUUUGGAGGACUGAACGAGGAUAUUAGUAAAUUUUCUUUUUUCAACUGUUUGUGUCUUGGUGGCAAAUCCUAGCUACUUACCCUUGCUUUUGAGAGGAAAUAUUACGAGCACCAGGCUGACAUUGCAAAGGAAAUAUAGUCGGAGUUUAAUCACGGAUUUUCUGUUUUGUUUUACUUUAUGACAGUAAGACAUGUAAUGGUUGCUAUUUACCUGACCUCCUGGUUCUGACUACCCCUAAGAAGUGAACGUUUGGCAAUCUAUAUGCAUGAUUUUUUAAUACUAUGUUUUUUAAAUGAACAUUUUGUAACUAAAGGGCUGCGUUUUGCUGACAAAGUCAACUGUUGUUGAAGCUUGUUUGUGUUUUGCUAUGUGGGGGAAAGAAAUUUUCUCAGAUAUGUAUUUUUGUGAUACAGAAUUGGCACGCAUUAAGUAUUUUUGGCCAGAUUUACUCAAUUUGUGCAGACGUUAGCAGCUGGAUAACUGUAACUUAUGACGCAUAAAAGAAGUUCCUGGAUGUUUAUCCAUUCAUUAGCAGACCUUUCGUGAUGUCAUACUGAAAUUGGAAAUAUUGUUUUCAAAAACCUAUUUUCUGCGCAUAUAUUAUGCGGAUUGUUGUUUCCUUGCCGUAUGAUAUCUGGCAUGCAAUAAUUUUGCCUGGUGGAGGAACUCGGCUUCGACCGAUGGACUUGUGAUACUGCAGUCCACUGGGGAUAUUCUAGUUUGUAUACAUCACCCAACAGGAAGGUGUUCUUACUCUUGCCUCACAUUUCCACACUGAAAUUCUCCAGUUUUAAAGGGAAGAAGGAGAAACCUCGGUUGAAGUGCUUUGUGCCCUGUGUGAAAACAUGUCAACAAGGGAUAAUCCGUGCAGAAAAUUUCAGGCCAACAUUUUUAAUAAAAGCAAAUGUCAGAACUGUUUUAAACCACGAGAGUCGCAUUUGCUGAAUGAUGAAGAUUUUAGUCAGGCAAAACCAGUAUAUGGAGGAUGGUUGCUGCUGGCCCCGGACGGAACAGAUUUUGACAAUCCAGUGCACAGAUCAAGGAAAUGGCAGAGGAGAUUCUUCAUCCUUUAUGAACAUGGACUUCUACGGUAUGCCUUAGAUGAAAUGCCGACUACCCUCCCUCAAGGUACUAUCAACAUGAAUCAGUGCUUAGAUGUUGUAGAUGGAGAAAGCCGCACAGGACAGAAGUCAUCCCUCUUGAUCCUGACACCUGAGAAGGAAUACUUUAUUAGGGCAGAAAAUAAAGAAAUAAUCAGCGGGUGGUCUACAGUGCUACUGGUUUACCCAAGAACCAACAAACAGAAUCAGAAGAAGAAAAGGAAAGUGGACCCUCCAACUUUACAGGACAUUUUCCAGCUCCCAGUGACAUUUUCACCAGAAGACAUGAACAAAGGAUUCGAACCCGGGCCUGCUAAGGUGACAGUAACCAGCAGUUAUAGCUUGCCCAAUAUCCCAAGUGCUGAGAAAAUGCCAUCUACAAAGUCAACGCUUUGGCAGGAGGAACUGAGGAGUAAAGAAGUGCAGAGUGGUGAUGGUAGUCUUCCUAACAGCCCUGUGCAGAGCCCAUCUUCACCAAUUAGCUCACUCCAGGAGACUGUCACCAGGAGAAAAGAAGAUCGUAGCUCCACAAAUGCUGACCAUGUGGACACUGGAAGGAAGGCACGUGUUGAGAGUGGAUAUUUUUCCUUGGAGAAGACCAAAGACUUGAACCAGCAGGAGCAGGUGACCUCUCCUACAAGCUACAGCACUUCCAGCAACAGGUAUAUUUACAGCCAAAAUGACAGAGGGGCUCAAUGCCUCUCUCCAGAGUACAGUGACUCUUUUCCUCCCCCAGGUAGUCUGCUGUCUAAUGGAUCUACCAUUAGCUCCUCCCAGAGUUCUCUGGACUCAGAUAACAGCAACAGCACACAGGCAAGUGCAGAGGGCAGAAGCACAGAGAAGCCAGUGCACGUGUCAUUUGCUCGGUCCCCCAGGCAGUAUGCCACUCUGGCUGAUAUCCCCAAGGCAAAGAGGUUGACCAACAGGGAAGCCUUUCAGGCAGAGCAAAAACGGAUGGAGCAGCGAGCUCGGGCACGUAGUCCUGGAAGGGAGGAGGUAGCCCGUUUAUUUGGUCAUGAAAGGAGGAGAUCCCAGGUGAUUGAAAAGUUUGAAGCACUGGACAUUGAACAAGCAGAACAAAUGGAAACAAGCUGCUCAGCAGAUGUCUGCCAAACACACGAGACACGACAAGGGAGGAGUGAAAAACGUGUCUUUCCUAAGAACCGAGAAUUUGCUGUUGAAGGUUCUGCAGUUGGCUCCCUUCCAGAUGUGUCAGCUUCUUCGCUGUCUUCAUAUCGUCGUGCUAAAUCUCUUGAUAGGAAAGCUACUGAGUCUUCGAUGACACCUGACCUGCUCAGCUUUAAAAAAGGAUGGUUAACAAAGUUAUACGAAGGUGGGCAGUGGAAAAAGCACUGGUUUGUGCUAACAGAUCAGCACCUAAGAUUCUACAGGGAUUCUUUGGCAGAGGAGGCUGCUGAUCUGGAUGGAGAGAUUGAUUUGUCAGCAUGCAAUGAUGUUACUGAAUGUCCAGUCCAAAGGAAUUAUGGAUUUCAGAUAUGUACAGCAGAUGGCUCAUUUAUCCUGUCUGCUAUGACAUCAGGAAUCCGUCGCAACUGGAUCCAAGCUAUUAUGAAACAUGUGCACCCAUCAACCACUCCAGAUAUUGCCAAGAAAAAACUAUUUUUGCCAUUGUCCGUGCUGAAGCCCAGCUCCUUGCCUGAUGAGAAGAGUAAAUCAAGAACAGCCAUUGCAGAUGGUGACAAAUUAGUUGGGAAACCGGAUGCAGAUGGCAUUAACACAGAGACUGGUAAUGCAGAUCAGAGGAGGAGUAGGGCUCGUGAGCGCAGGAAGGAGGGAAGAUCAAAAACUUUUGAUUGGGCUGAAUUUCGUCCAGUACAGCAGGCCUUUACACAAGAAAAGGACAUUACUGCAAAGACAUCAAAAAAUGUAAGCUCUCAUCUCAGGGAUACAAGCACUUUGGAAGCAGACUGUGGUCAGCUGGAAAAAGAACGGGCUCGAAGGAGAGAGGAAAGGAGGAAACGGUUUGGAACAGUUGAUGUUGUCGAUGGUUCAACUACUGAUGAUAUGACUAGGAUGGAAAUAGACCAGGUUUCAGCAUGUCUUGACAGGGUACAGGUAAAACCACAGGAUGUUCAUGUAGAGAUUGAACAGCGGUGGUAUCAGGUAGAAACUACCCCACUUCGUGAAGAGAAACAGAUUCCUAUUGCCUCACUGCAUCCUCCUGCAGAUGCCAACAUACUUCCAUCCCAGGAACUGCCACCUCUUCUGAGUAAACAGCUGGAUCAGGCACAGAAGGAGCUCACAAGCCUUUAUGAAGAAAACCGUUUGCUGCAGGAGAAUUUGAAAGUUGCCCAAGAGCGAGAGCAGAGUGCCCGGGAUGGCUAUGUCUUGCAGACUGAGGUGGAUGCAUGGGAGGAGCUGAACAGACUUCAUCAGGAUCAGCAGACUGAGCCUAAUGCUAUACAGCAACAUCAGGAGCUGAGCGGAAAACAGCUUAAUUCUCUGAAGCACAGCUGUGGGAAGGCAGAAAAUCAAAUUAAACAGCAGGAAGUUGAAAUUCAGAGGCUGAAAUCCAAGCUGAGUAUUUCUCUCUCUGAAACUGUAGUCAAAGAGCAAGCACUGGCAAAACUGGCGAGUGUAAUGAAACUGGAAAAAGACAAGUCAAAUGAGUUGUUUGAAGAACUGCAGCAUAAUGAAGAAAUAUUGCAUUCCCAGUUAAAUGAUAGUGAAGAAAGACUGAAAGCUGCUGAAAACUUGCUUCUUGAAAAGACUCAAGCGUUUAGAGACCUUGAAAGACAAUAUGCAUUGCAGAGAGAUUAUCAGAAAGAAGUUCAGAGACUUCAGGAAAAAAAUUCUGAUCUCACUGAGCAGCUUACAAUAAGUGAACAAUCCCUUGUUUUUAAAGAAGAGAGAUUUCAGAUGGAGUUUAAACUUCUUCAAGAAAAUUUUGAGAGAGAAAAAAACACAUUAACAAAAAACCUGAAGGAAUCCAAAGAUAGACUCAAAGAUUAUGAAGCCAGAUUGCAGGACACUGAACAAAAGAUAAAACUUUUGCAGAAUUUGUUGUGUUCAAAACCUGAAAAUAGUCAGUUAGUUCAGCAGCUUGAAGAACAGCUUGAAAUAAAAGAGGGAACUAUUCAGAGCCUUAACGAACAUAUCCAAGAAAUUAAAGAAGAGAAAAACGAGCUUGAUUUUAAGUACCAAGAAAUACUAAAUCAACUAACAGACACAGAUAGUGAAGUGGCCAAACUGCAGACCAGGUUGCAGUCUCAGGAGACAGACUACUAUAAUCUCGAACACAGUUAUGAAAAAGUGUCUGAAGAGUUCCAGCAGGUUCAGAAAAUGGUGCAGGUAAAGGAAGAAGAGCUAAAACAAGUGAAAGAGAUGUAUGGGAAAAUGAUUGAGAAGAAGAAUAUAGACCUUAAUGAAGCUCUUAUUAAAAUGGUAGCUUUAGGCAGCAGCUUAGAGGAGACUGAAAGUAGAUUGCAUGCAAAAGAGAUGUUGUUGACAAAAUGGGAAUGUGCUGAAUCUGGGCUUGUGUCUGGAGGGAAGGAAGAGAUGAGCAAUAGGCUACAAACUGCUGAAAACCGCAUAACUGAGUUACAACAACACAUACAGACUCUUCAGUUGAGUUAUGAUGAGCUCCAGCAAAUACAUAUUAAACAGCAAAAAGAAAAAAAUCAAAGUUUGGAAAGUUUACACAAGAAACUAUUUCUAAACUCUACAACUAAAGAGAUAAAAGAUCCAUUUAAUCCAGUGCAGCUUCCAUGUGAAGAUGUAAAAGAAAGAUUUAUAAGCUCUGACGCAGGUAAUGAUUGUACUAAAAGACAAAGAAUAAGAUUCUCAUGCAUCCAGUGUCAGAAAUACCUGCAUCCUGAAGAUCCAGACAAGAGGUGGACUAGGAUUUCUUCACAUGGGUCUCAGGCUGUCUCUUUUUCAGGAAACAAUGCAUCAUCUGAAUCAUCAGCCCACUGUAUUCCUUCUGAAAUGAAUAACUCUGAUGAAUGCAUUUCUGUCAUCCAUUCAUUAGAAGUAAAACUUCACGUAGCCGAGGAAAAACUAAAAGAAGUAACACUGGAACUUGAAAGCCAGCAAAGUCAGAAGAAUCAUGAAGUUCUUAUGAAGUUGCAUUCCAAGUGUGUUAAGACAGAGUCUCAGUUAAGAGAACAAUUGCGGGACUGCUUGACAAGAGCUGACAAUUUGGCACAGCAGGCAGAUUCAGAAAAAAUUGAAAAACUCAGGUUACUUGAGGACAACAGCAGCUACUUAAAAGAUAUUCAGGGUAAAAAUAAUCAUACCUUAUUUUGUUUAGAAACCUGCAGGAAGAAACUGCAAGUACUGAUGGAAUGCAAGGACAACAAGGAUGCAUUAUUCUUCCAAACUUUGUCUGAUAUUAAAACAAGCUUGGAUAGUGUAAUUGUAUUUUUAAGGGAACCAUGUGAUUCCUAUGGACACCAGAAAGUUAACAGCUUUACAACACAUAACUGUGCUGAAAAAAUGGAGGAUAGUGUUUUUUAUGAACUUGAAAUGCAAGAAGAUAAACUGAAAUUAUUUACAGAGCAUUUAGCAUUUGAAGCAUCUGUAUUAUCCAAGAUGGCAGGUGUGCUGCAGUGUGCAGACUCUGAUGUAUUACAAAGACUUAAUGAGAUGGACAAAGCAGCAGAAGCUUAUUUACUUAGCACAGACACCUCCAGUAAAAUAAAGGCUUAUGCAGAUCUUUUAACCAAGAAAUUGCUCUUUGAAAAUGAACUCUGUGCUGAGUUAGAUAGUCUAAGAAAGCAAUUAAUUGAUAAUGCAAGCACAUUAGGAAACAAAAAUGUAAAUAAUACUUACCUGGAUAGUUCUGCGAAUACUUUGGCCGACAGUACAUUGCUAAAGGCAGAACUAGUUUUUGCUGGACAAAAGACAGAUUGCUUUUUACCUUAUAGGUUGCAAACCCUUGAAGAAAACCUCAAAAAAAUGAAGUUGACCCUUCAAAAAAGGGAGCAAACAUUACUGGAAAUCAUUAAGCUCUGUAAGGAUUCAGAAUUACAUAAAGUUAUUGAAGUGUUUUCUGAGAAUAUUGGCACACAGCAGGAAUCACCAGGAAGAAUAGUUUCAGGUAUCAGCCAGCCAGAACUGGUACUGUCUAUAAAUCAAACAGAAGUGGAAAAAGACUGUAUCAUGUCACUUGAGGAUGUAGGUGUACAGCUUAAUGAAGAUACCUGUGACUCUAGUAGGCACUAUAAGUCCCCCAUUCAAGUUCAACUUGCCCGUCAUCUUAAGAAAGAAGCAGAUCUCCUGCAGUGUUUAUCUAGUAGUCUUCAGUCAGAUUCUUCUGAAGAUCUGAAGGUCAUACAGUGUAAUCUAAUUGAGGUUUCCCAAGCCUUGUCUAGAUAUACCUGUGUAAAAAAACAUGGGGAUAUUUCACCAUUUCUGGUGAAAGAAGCAGUUAACCAAGCACAGAUUUUGUGUGCUGUCCAUCAUUUGAGACUAGAGUAUGAAAGGGAAUUAGAGAGAGACAACGAUGCAUGGAAAGGUGUGGACAUUACUUGCCAUGAACAAAUGGGGAUUCUUUCUGCUAUUCAAGAAAAAUAUGAAGAUAUACUGAAAAGAGAAAAACUUUAUUACACUGAGGCUAUCCAGAACCUUAAGAAGCAAAAUGAUGACCUUAAAGUACAAGCAUCUCAACAUAUCAGUGAGUUGGACUUGAAGGAGGAGAGUCUCAAAGCAGUGAAGGAACAGUAUAGGCUUGAGUUACAAGGGUUGAAAGCAACACAUGAACGAGAUAUGUCAAAAAAGGAGGAUGCUUUCAAAGAAAAAAUGAUAGACAGCCAAAACAGACUCGAUGCUGCUUUGCAGCAUCUUGAGAGCAAGGCAAAAAAACAUACUGAGGAGAGCCAAUGUUUGAAGGAUAUGUUCCACCGUAAAUCACAAGAGUUACAGAUUAUGCUGGAAAAAGAAAAGCAGCAAUUAUGUAGCCUCCAUGUACAAAACCUAAGAGAGCUUCUAGCUUUGUUUGACAACUGUGAGGACUCAUCUGAGUCUCUAUUUGACAGGUUUAAAUCCAGUGGCAAAGAUACUGCAGUAAAAUGCAAUACAAGCUGCGUAAAUUGUGUGCAGGUUAACAUGACAGAAGUGAGCCCUCUGCUUCUGCUUAGAGAUCGAAUUCAGGAUCUUAAAGCUCAGAUGAAUGCAAUGAAAUGUGAGUUGGAACAUAAACAUAUAGAAGAUGAAUCAGGUCUUAAGGACAAAGACCAGGAAGAUUUGGAGAACUUAAAGGCUACCUGUGAGAGAGGUUUUGCAGCUAUGGAGGAAACGCAUCAUAAAGUGAUUGAAGAUCUUCAGCGGCAGCAUCAACGGGAACUGGAGAAACUAAGGGAGGAGAUGGACAGGUUAUUGGCUGAGGAAACAGCUGCUACAAUUUCUGCUAUUGAAGCAAUGAAGAAUGCCCACCGAGAAGAGUUAGAACGUGAACUAGAGAGAAGUCAGCGAUCACAAAUCAGCAGUAUUAAUUCAGACAUCGAGGCUCUUGGAAAACAGUAUCAGGAGGAGUUAGAAUCAAUCCAGCGGGAACUGGAAGUUCUUUCAGAGCAGUACUCUCAAAAAUGUUUAGAAAAUGCUCAUCUAGCACAGGCAUUGGAAGCUGAGAGGCAGGCCCUGCAGCAGUGCCAGCGGGAAAACCAGGAACUUAAUGCACACAAUCAGGAACUGAAUAAUCGCCUGGCUGCGGAAAUUACACGGUUCCGGACACUGCACACUGGAGAGGGACGAGAAGGUGCUGGAUCAUCUCUUGUACAAGGAAAAAGUGCUUAUGAGCUAGAGGUUCUUUUGCGGGUCAAAGAAUCAGAAAUUCAGUAUCUUAAGCAAGAAAUAAGCUCUUUGAAAGAUGAACUGCAGACAUCCUUAAGGGAUAAGAAAUAUGCAACAGAUAAAUACAAAGAUAUUUAUACAGAGCUGAGCAUAGUGAAAGCAAAAUCAGAAUGUGACAUUAGUCGGUUAAAAGAACAGCUGAAAAUUAUGACAGAAGCACUGGGUGAAAAGUCUCCUGAGAACACCACUGCUGCUGGCUAUGAUAUAAUGAAAUCUAAAAGCAAUCCAGAUUUCUUGAAGAAGGACAGAUCCAGUAUUGUCAGGCAGAUAAGGAGUGUAAGGUCAAAGUCCGUUAUUGAGCAGGUCUCGUGGGAUAACUGAGAUGUACCAGAAUGCAGUUUUCCAGUUGCAUAGAGUCUGAAGGAGGGUUUGACAGUUCAAGAAAGAAGGAAGCUCUUUGAAUCAACAGACUAGAUGAACUUUUUUAAGGCACUAUUUUCAGUUUUUUUGUACCUGUUUGUGCCACAGCAGUGUUUUCUUUUGUAAGCUUUCUUAAGCUCCAGAAAUGAAGUCAGAUGACAGUUUACCUCAUCGUAGCAGACCUUCGGUCCACAAGCCUCUGUUUAUAUCUAAGCAGUACCACUUUCAUUUUACCUUACACUGGACUUGCAUUUUAAAAACGUCUGUUUUAUUUUUAAAUGUUGCCAAUAUCAUUUCUGCUUCUUGUAGUAUAUGCUGCAUAUCUGAAGGAAAGCUCCUUCUUUUUCUGCAGUACAUCUCAACGUGGACAGAGGUGUGGACCUCAAGCUGGAAGUACAAAGGGCUGGCCUUUGCAUACUGUGAAGUCUCCAAAUACAGAAAACUGCAAUCAGCUGUUGGAGCUUAGGAAGGUUGUGAUGUUCAGUUAGCCUUGCAUGUCCCUGUUUUCCUGCAACACUUGCAGAACUAUUAUGCUUAUUUUCCCUUUUUUUUUUUUUUUUUUUUUUUUUUUUUUGGAAAAUUUAACUGAGACUUAGGUGAUAGAAGAAUAGUAAAGAUAUUUCAGUGUGGCAAGGGAAAACCAAAAUGGAGAUGCGAAUGUAUUUAAUUGUAGUUCAGUUUUGAUCACUCCACUGAAAGGUCAGAUGUGGCAGAGAUUCCGAGGACAUUUGAGGUGAGUGCAGCAGUGGUUGAAUCUCACUAUGGCAUUGUAUGCUUCCUGAGGUUAAAGUUCCAGUUGCUUACUACUCUUUAAUCAUAUCCAAGUUAAACUACAAGUUUAUUAGUUUAUUGGCAGUCUUAUAUCUACUAUUUCUCUCAUCUUUACACACAAUUGCUUAUCAUCAUCCCCAGCGCGCACACACCAGAUAAUAAUGCAGUGAAUUAAUGGACAGUCAUUUAUCCCAGGGCUAUCUUUAGCCCCAAAAAUCUAUAACAGCUUAUUCAUAGUUUUUUUUCACUGUCAGGAUCUGCCCUUUUUGUUCAGCAUGCUGCAUCUUUCAGCCAAUAGAGUUAAUACUACAAUUAUCAAAAGGGUAGAGUUAUGUACACGUGGAACUUUCAAUCAUUAGAGGCCAAGUUUACUAAUUAUCCAUUCAUCUUUCCUUUAACUACUUCCAUUGAUAUUUGUAGGGCACAUUUAUGUACAUUCUGCAACCUCAGCUUUGCUAAAGUUCCUAUGGGACAAUAAAUCAACUAGGUUUUGUAUCCAUUUUGUAUAUAGAUUCUGGGCAUCUGAUUGGAUAGGUGGCUGAGCUAUUAUCAUCAUUAAUGAUAGCUGUACCUGUGUUUUAAUUAACCAAGGGGUCAACGGCAAGAUAUACUCGCAAGAGAUAGCAAGCAUUGCCAUAUUCUUGGGAUUUAUGGGCAUUCAAGCCAUUAAAUUCAACACUGUAGCUUAAAACCUAAAUGACUUUUGUCACUGGUAAAUGUAAAACCAUUUUUUUGGCUGUAUAACAGUAUUUUUACAGUAAUGUUACUUAGUAUGCAGGCUAAAGCAAGAAUCCUUUUUUUUUUUCUGAAACAGUUUUUCUUAGCAAAGAAUUCAUACAUAAGAUGUUAUGUCACUGAUGGAUCCUAUUUUCAUUAUAUUCUGUAAUUUAUGAAGUUAUUGUAUAGCUAAACAUUCUUUAGAUAUAAAGUGAGCAUAUGUUAGACACUGCUUCCCCUUGCAUACAUGUUCUGUUGUAGUGCAUAAAGGUGCAGGGAAUGCUUACAAAUAAAGUAUUGUUGGACAGAUAAGGAAGAGAGCUUGACAGAAGCCAUACUGGCACAGUCAACAUUUGGAAAAAAAAAAACUUCUAUGAACUUCAUUAACUGCUGUAGGUAGACUUAGUUAUAUUCCUAAGUGCACAGUAAAACUGGAUAAGUGAAGAGUAUGAUAACAUUAGUGGUUCUGUCAGGGAUGUACAUUUUACUCUCUUUAUUUGUUAGAACAUUAAUGCCAGGUUUACUUGCAAGAGUUGUACAUACACCAGAAUAGCUACAGUAAAAUAGGAACUGAAAUUCUCUUGUGGUUAGUGCACAUUAUUAAGGCUGUGAGCUAUUAAGUCUGUUUCCUGUACUUCAAGGUUUGAUUCCCCACAGACUUUGUUUGCAUACUGUGUAACUCUGAUCAAGUCACCUAACUAGGCCAUGCUCUGGAGAAAUGUAGAAAGGUUCCUCAUUCAUCUCCUGGACUGCAUGCUUUGUAACUACCUAUUAACCUGUGAACUGGAGUAGUUGCCAUUUCUUGUUAGUAAGUGAUUCUUUGUUCCCGGCCUUCCUUUCUGGAACCUAUCUUUUCUUAUUCUUGACCCCAGUGCAUAUCUGUUUGUGAUCCUAGUGUUUGCCUGUCACUGGGGUGCCAUCAAAGUGUGUUUGUCUGUUCUUUGGUUGGUAUUCCAUUGCUUAUCUGUUUGUGAUCCUGGGCUGCUGUCCAACUGCAUGUCUGUUAUUGCAUUGCCUUUUCAGUAGCUAUCUUUUAAUCUUAUUAGUUCCAUGCAUGUCUGUUCUUGGUCUACCAUCAGGAGUAGAUCCAGGAUCUGAGAGAUCCACGGAAGAUGAUGACAUGUAUGGGUAAUCACCCCAUUUCCUGAUCCAGCAGUGCAGUACUUGCACAGCAUCAACAAGUCCUGAAGUUAGUAGAUAAAAGAAAUUAGAGCAAAUUAAUCCAAAGUCUCCAGUGAGAACAGAAGUCAUAAAACAUGCCGAUGGACUGUCUUCCUGUAGUGCUGCCUGAGUCCACCUGACUGUAAGAAGAAAUGCAGAUGAUCUGCAUUAAUAGCAACUAAAGCAGGGUUAUAAAACAGCUCUUAGAGCGUCUGUAGUGAUCUUGCAAUAUACUGGAUUUAGUUACUUUUAUAAUUACAUUGAUUUGUAGUUAGAUGAAAUGUCUAUUCGAUACAAAGUAAAAUAUGUAAAUACUUAACUCAGAUAUUUAUUCAGUAUUAACUGAAGCAGAGAAAUUGUUGCAGGAAGCACCUCAAGUGUUAUACAAGAUCAGAUAUUAUGCAUUAUAGUUUAUGCCAAAUCAUACAGAGGUCUUAUUGGGACUGUUCUAUGGCAUAUGUUUUCACGUUUUUAAAAAGAUUUUCUAACAUGCCAAAAACUGUGUGAGAGAAUUUGUACAAUAUUGCUGCUUUUAUAUGUGUACUUACAGUAUAAAUUUGUAAAUGGUGUGAAGAGCUCAAAUUGGACUCUGUCUUAAAGGAGAGGUAUAUUUUGGCACAUAAGGGGUUCCUUCACUAAAGAUGAGCAUGUAAUAUCUUGUCAUUUUCUGCCUUCCAAGUAUAACUACACAUAAAAGAAAACUGUACAUGUUUCCAUUACAAGUCAGCAGACAAAUCCUUUUCUUUAGUUGCUAAAGAUGUAUUCAUCUAUUUUUGUCAUUUUUUUUUGUACAUUUAAUACUAAACCUGUAACUAUCAUGCAAGCCAGCACUUCCUGGCUACUGAAAUCUCAGCUGCAAGAACCAUGGUAACAAAUGUGAAGCAGCAGCGUAACGUUCUUCAUGUUUUGAGAGCCUGCCUUGAUAUUCUUUAAAAAAAAAAAAUUAGAGAGGUGGGAAGUAUAACAUUAUUUUUGAGUUCACAGGUUAAUAACAUUAUUUUUGAGUUCACAGGUUAUCAGUUGUAUAUCUAUGAGAGUGUCUCUUUGCACUAUACUUGUGCAUUUUCAGAGAGGUUACCCAGAAGUGUCAUUUUACCAUAAUGAUGUAUGAUGUAAAUUUUUUUAAUGUAUUUUCAUAGAUUAAUUUCUCUUAAUGCCACUAAAAUUUUGACCUUGGUAAUAAAAUGAACACACUAUAUGAGGGCCAGAAGAUACUGUUAUGAAUGAUGUCAGCAUACAAAAAUGUACUGGCAUAAGGAAAACUAUUGCCUGUUGACAUGGAAACACACUUUGUAUGAGGUUUUCUUCUAAAAAUGUGGUAGAGGUCCUCUUUUAGAAAAUUAGUGUUAUUUUACACUUCCUUAUAGAAAGAAAACUGAAAUAACAAAUGUUGUUUUCCUGGUUUAUAUAAGUAAUUUUGGCAGAUCACUGUGCAUGCUCAACUAACUUUCCGCUUUCUUUAAGAGAUUUGGUUUUGUCUUAUAAAAACUGUUAUUUAAACAUUG